GAUUACAAAACGCGUUUCUUUAUCUUUAUUUUCUAAAAGCAUGAGACGAUCCAAUCCAAGAAACACCCUACGAUCAACCACUCCCCCACCUCCCCCACUUCCCCCACCAACACUGCUACCUUCACAAUCCAAUGAACAAACAAUAACAAAUACCGAUCGUGCUUCACAAGCCAUACUAGAUCUCGUUCAAAAGAAGCAGCGGGAAGUAGAAGAAACGAUGAAAAUAAGACAGUUGAGUGUCGAUAUGGUUCAUAAACUACGCCAAUUAUCGCAAGGCAUGCAAGCACUAACAGAAAAUUCAGCUAGUGUGAGGAAGACGUUAGAGAACUGGGAAGUUGUGUUUAACACCAUGGGUGAAAUGAACACACAAGAACAGAAUGCUACUUGGGUUCGGUUUCAAAAAUAAUAAUAAAGACAGUGACAGUUGUUUUUUCUCUUUUU
Molecule: messenger RNA, 441 nt
Organism: Gilbertella persicaria
Lineage: Eukaryota; Fungi; Mucoromycota; Mucoromycetes; Mucorales; Choanephoraceae
Exons: 1
Coding region: 41-406 (121 amino acids)
Biological process (GO): mitotic cell cycle
Cellular component (GO): DASH complex; mitotic spindle
Source: RefSeq, a predicted model, not a curated record